AUGGCAACACAACCCCCCAAGAAUGCCCCAAAAGCUGCUAUACCGAGAACAUCAUCCGCAAACAUGGCUGCUGCUCAGUCUGCAAAGCCCAAGUCGGCCUCCAAGGCCAACUCUACGCCAAGGACCAAGACUCAGCUGCAUCGCCGUUCACGGACAGGAUGCUACACUUGCCGGUUAAGGCGAAAAAAGUGCGAUGAAGGCAACCCGCUCUGCACCGCCUGCAAGAAUCUCGGACUCUGCUGCGAAUACAAGAGGCCAAUGUGGUGGAGCAAUAACGAAGCCCGGAAGCAACACAAGGACGACAUUAAGGAGAUCAUCAAGCGCAAGAAGCUCGCCGGAAAAUCCACACAAACGAUCCAGACCACCAUCACAACUCCUCCCGGCCUAUCACACUCUCUUCCCACCUCCGCUACCCUCUCAGAUCCGCUCGAUCGAGGCCGAUCUGGAUCAAUUGACUCUCACUUCUCCGGCGCCUUCAACUUCAACAGCCCGCCAACGGAGUACGAUGCAUUCAACUCCACUCCUCAAUUACACCCUAGCUUCAUGUUUGGUGCGCCCUUCUACCCUUAUGAGAUUGACGUCAAGACUGAGAGGCAAAUGUAUGUCAACGACGUUCCCACACUCAAGGAAUCCACCGUCUCAACCUUUAGCACAAUACACACCCCUCCACCCCCGGGCACAGUUCUCUCAUCUGGCGAGUGGGCCGAGCAGGUUCUCGAGGAGAAGACUGAGUCCUUCACUGAGGAGACCAUCAACCCUCACUUCUUCGACUUCUCCCAUGGUCCACCCAUGACUUCUCGCCAGGUGGCGAUCGAAUUGGAUGAGACUGAUCAGAGACUCCUGGAUCACUUCAUCCAAUCCGUCCUGCCCUCAAUUUUCCCUAUCCUCGACACCAACCAACACGGUUCUGUUGGAUCCGACCUCGUCCUCCCUGCUCUUCAGACCAACAGGUCCUAUCUCCACUGCUGCCUCGGCAUUGCCGCCCAGCACCUCAAGGCUACAACCAACAUCCCCGCCGAGGAGAUUGACCAGGACAUCAUGAGGCAUCGCUAUGCCACCAUCUCUACUCUCUGCGAGGCGCUCAACCGCGACGAGGACCAUCAGCAGAUCCUCGAGGCCACUCUCGGCCUCAUCUUUUUCCAAUCCAUCGUCGGCAACCUUGACGAUGGUCUUCCCGAUAUCCCAUGGCACCAGCACUUCCAGGCCGCAGUCAGCCUCGUCCAGAAGCUUGACUUGCCCACCCUGGUCGCGGACCCGAACGAGGUCCACGCGCCGACUCCUUUCAACAUGACUCUCACCUCGUGGAUUGACAUUAUCGGUGCAGCGAUGCAGGGUCAGGCACCCGUCUUCGCUCACACCUUCCGCGAGAAGCACCUCUCUAGCUACCCCAGCCUUGGGCUCCGUGAGCUCAUGGGAUGUGAUGACAGGGUCAUGUACCUCAUCUCCGAGAUCGCUUGUCUCGAGGCGCUCAAGCGCGAUGGCAUGGAUGACAUGAUUCUCUGCCAGCACGUUCAUGCACUCGGCGACCAGAUUGGUCUCACCGAGAUGGGCGAGUCUGGGCCCAAGAUGCCCUUCAAUGCCAAUGGAACCCUCUCCCCUAAGCAGCUCUCCAAGAACAUGACUGCUGCCUUUAGGCUCGCGGCUCGCAUUUAUCUCUGCAGCCUCGUCCCUGGGUUCAACCCCGGACAGACCUCCUGCAUCGGCCUCGUUGAGAAGCUCACUGGUGUUCUUCAGCACAUCCCGUCAGGCCCUCUAGGUUUCGAUCGAAGCCUCGUCUGGGUCUACCUCGUCGGCGGCUCGGUCAGCCUUCCCGGUAGCACUUUCAGGGCGUUCUUCGACGACCGCAUGGCUCAGCUUGCCGACAUGGGCAACUUCGGCGCCAUGGGCCGCGUCGCAGCUCUCCUUAGGGAGGUCUGGGAGCACACUGAUGCCCAAUCCAAGGUUGGCACUCCUACCUCGGACGGUGGUGAGGUGGUACCCUACGUCCACUGGCGAGAAAUCAUGCAAGUCAGAGGCUGGGACUUCCUUCUCUUGUAA
This is a messenger RNA of Scedosporium apiospermum, 2037 nucleotides long. Its product is annotated as Transcriptional regulatory protein pro-1. Gene Ontology annotation, biological process: positive regulation of transcription by RNA polymerase II. Bases 1 to 2037 code for a protein of 678 amino acids. Lineage: Eukaryota; Fungi; Ascomycota; Sordariomycetes; Microascales; Microascaceae. Gene Ontology annotation, cellular component: nucleus. Gene Ontology annotation, molecular function: DNA-binding transcription factor activity, RNA polymerase II-specific; zinc ion binding; transcription cis-regulatory region binding. The record is from RefSeq and is a predicted model, not a curated record. The transcript is spliced from 2 exons.